This is a messenger RNA of Schistocerca cancellata (South American locust), 4307 nucleotides long. RefSeq lists its product as uncharacterized. The record is from RefSeq and is a predicted model, not a curated record. NCBI's taxonomy places the organism in Eukaryota, Metazoa, Arthropoda, Insecta, Orthoptera, Acrididae.
CAGUAAAGUAGGCGGAGUACAUGUAGAUAGUGUCAGUAGAUAGUGCAACGUAUGUUGACACGUCUGAUCGAGAUAAAAACAUGACUGUGAUACGUAUCGCAAAGAUUAACGGUUAUCAAACUUCUGUUGAGGUGCACAAAUAUCGUGCUUGAUUUUGAUGGCAAUAAAGAUGGUUCUUGGCAGCCAGUCUCCAGAGUCCGGCCAUAGAUAUAUAGCAAAAAUAUGUGGUUUCUUCGCGCCUGCUUUCUUCCCUCCUCUUCAUAUUGGCGUCCUGUAUUAUUUCUGGAACCAGUACGCCCAAGUUGACAGACAUUUCUGUUCCUGCUCUUGCUGGGAUACAGUAUUUAAAGGUACGUACGAGUCGGGCAUUGCCUCGUACAAGCACAUGUACUUCAAUGCGACGUCCAACACGCUCAAGAUGUGGGUGGUGACGGUGGUGUUCGUCCUGGGACUGUACGAGUGCGUGCGCUACCUUGCACUGCUGGCCCUGCAGCACCGGCUGCGCGCCUCCAUGCUGGUGCUCUUCCUGUCCUCCAUCUUCGCGCACUACUACGCGUGGUGGGCAUACAUAAACUACUGGAACGACGAGUUCUACUCGCAGUGGAACCACCAGCUGUUCUUCACUGUCACGGAGCUGGCCUCGACUGCACUCGUGCUGCGCAUGGCGGACGCCAGCUUCUCUGUGACGCCCCGAGCAGCUUUCGGAGUGGCGGCCAUCGCGACCCUGCAUCUCGUCACCGGUGCACGUGACCAGUUUGUCAACAAUCUCGUGCGAGGUGCGGGUCACACUCACCAGGUGGUCCGUGACUUGGGUCUCAUGGUGCCGGACGUGUUGCACCUGGUGCUACCGUUAGUGGAACUGGCGCGCAGCAAGCACCGCGCGUCGGCCAGUUUCGGCAGCCAGCUGCGCCGCGAAAUGACGGGCCUCGUUCUGCUCGUCGUGGGCGGCUUCAUCGUUUGUGAGCAGCUGUAGUGUGGCUCUGGGUCGGGGUUUGCCUGACCCCACACUGCAGAUUCUGAUGCUAAAGUGUGUGCUGCAUUUAGUUCUGGGUUUGCUACACUUCUUGCAUCUUGGAGCAGAUUUUGUGUAUUUUGUUGAACUCCACAUGUCUCCUCAGAAGCCUUUUGCUCCAGGUCUGAAAGGUGGAAGUAUGCUUAUUCGCUAAGGAAAUUAGAUCGUCACUUAAUCCAGGCAGCUCUUCAUUUUUCUUCCAUAGAUUGUCAACCGAUGUUUCUCUCAUUUUAUUUAAGGAGCUUACAUGCCCAUUUAAAAAAUUAGCGAGCAAACUGUUGAGUUUAUCUGGGAUAAUAUUUCUUCUUCCAAUAUUUCGGCUGAUAAUCUUGUAGCAAUCUUCGAGGUCAGUUGCUGGCAGAACAUAUUUGGCACAGUACUGUGGAGUAAACAGUUUUCUUGUUAGUUAGUUUGUUUUUUACUAUUUUGUAGGUAGUUUUACCCUUUUAUUUUCUUGACUAGUACAAGAUUUUGUGCAAUUAUGUUUUUAUGCACUUCCUUAUGGAAGUAUUACAAAAUAAUACCUGCUGAUACCAUCCUUCUGCUUUGACCCACAAUGUCAGCAAAUUGGACAUACAACACUUGUCAGAAUCCGAUAUGGGAAAAAUUUAUGUUACAAGAAUUAUAGUCAGUCUUGUAAUGCCACGUUUGUUGGAUUUUUCAACUCGCAAUCAAAUUGUCACCUUCCAGUUUAACCGAGGCCACGGGUUAUGCUACAGAUCAGUUUAUCACCGUAACCUAAAGUUGCAAAAAUAAUACAGAAACAAAAUAAAUAUUGCCAGUGUCCUGUACUGUCUCACUUAGCACUCUUAUUUCGACAUUUGCCGUAACAAUUUUACAUCACAGAUCAAAGCUGACGUCUGGUAUCAGUGUGUUCAACGUACCACAGAUGUUUGCGUUGCCUUACUUAGGACAUAGAAACUGUGAUUCUUGAAGUUUUACUAGCAGAGAUGAUGUUUGAUGAGGUUUUAGGAAUACAGCCGAUUUAUCGAGCCAUCCUACAAAACGGACCGUGUGUGUAGUAUGAGACAAAUGGUACACCUGGUUCUUCAGGGAAUUAAAUGUAAUGUAGCUGUGUAUAGUGUCUUUGUAGGUCAUUUAAUGAAACAUAACAUUCUAGUUACAGGCAGUGCCUCAUCUUUUGGGAAUUUGUGCUAAGAAAACAGUCACAAUACGACAUACAUCACUUAAUGUAAAUGUCGUGUGACUAGGGCCUUCCGUCGGGUAGACUGUUUGCCUGGUGCAAGUAUUUUGAUUUGGCGCCACUUUGGCGACUUGUGUGUCGAUGGGGAUGAUUAGGACAACAGGACACCCAGUCCCUGAGUGGAGAAAAUCUCUGACCUAACCGGGAAUUUAACCCGGGUCCAUUGUUAGGAAAAGAGCAAGAGCUUGAAAGCUGCGUGAAUAAUGUUUUCUGUUAUGUACCAUAAAUCAGUCGAUAUAAGUGAGUGGUUGCCUUUCAUUUACUUUACUUUACAUAAUUAAAAAAAAUUACAUUUACAAAGCCAACCUAAUGUUACUCCAUGGCAGCAUGUGCGUGUUUUCAUUUUGAUGUUGCAUGGAGAUUGGUUUAUUUUACCUUCUCUGUAAGAAGAAUUUUUGCUCUGAAAUUUCACUAUUGGGUAUCCUGAUGCCUGCCACUCACUUCAAUGGCCUGCCUGGAAGAAAUACAUGUGAAUUGCCUAAAAUGACUAGAAAGUUCUUAAUUGAAACGUUGAUCUGGGAAAUACUGAUGAUAUGGCUGCACUCCCAAUACCUCACCAAACGUGCUGAUGCAGUGUCUAAAAUGUAUGGUAUAGCAUAGUGGCCGCCAUUCCUGUAGCUGUUUGCUGUUGUGCCCAAUUCUGUAAAUCAUCUGUCAUUCCUGAUUUGCCACGGAUUCUCUUUUGUAAAUGUGUAAAAUAAAAAUAGAUGUCACCCUUCCAGGUGUGAAAUUUUUAAUUUUGUUCUUUAGUUUGUGUAAUAAUUUCGUGUUAUGUUCCAGCCUAUCAGCAGUAUUUUUCCUUAUAGCUACUUCUUGUUAUUUAUAUAAAUUUGCAGUUUUUGUUUGGUGAUAAUUGUUACAUUUAUCGAGAACAUCAUUUUCAAUGUUGUCAAGUAUUACCGUGUCUGUAAUGGAGGCCGUCCAGUGUAACUUAUGUGUAUAUUUUGCACUAUGUGAUUUGUGCAUAAGGCUUAAAAUGAACAUAGUUUAUAUUUAAUGCAUAUUACUAUUUAUCUGAUCAUGUUAUUGUUGUUAGCAUGUCAGUUGUUCCAUAUUGAGCAUAUUACUCCUACUUUUACCUUUCUAUCUUUGUGUUAACAAAAUAACAAGUAACAGUAUUUGAAAGAAAAUAUAAGGAAUAAUAAUAAUAAUAAUAAUAAUACUGUCAGUAGUUUAAUUGUAUUGAACUGAUGACCUGUCUUCAACUUUUAAGGUUAUUGCCAGCAUUGGUAGGACAGUCCAUUGGACUUUGAAAACUUUAAAGCAACAGCUAACUAUAUAGACGGUUAUUCCUAACAUAUAUCCAUAAACAUUCGAAUUCUGAGACAAAAACAAUCCACUGACUCUCUAUUCGAAUACGGAUGUAUGAAACAGCUGUGCUAGCUCUUACUCUUCCAGUGUACAUGUUACCUGUGUUCUUUCCAAGGAGUGUCUUUUGCUCUCAGAUUUCUGUUCCACAAGUGUGUUCCAAAGCUUACUGUGGUCUUCCUUUUUGUUAAAUGUAUAUAUUGAUUCCACAUUCUGUCAGUUUGUAAGGUUGCCACAGAUAUUUUACUUGUAAACAGAAUUAUUCUCUGUAGUCACUGAUAUUUUUAGAUGGAGUUGUCACUGUUGUUCAUAAGAACUGUGCUUGUGAUUCACUAAAUGAAAAUUGCAAAUUUUUUGUGUUUUUUCUGACGGUCAGAUCAGACGACUGUGGUUUUUAACAAAAGGGGCACUAUAUUACUUGUGUUCCGCUACAGUUUUUCCCCACUCAUCACUGGGCAAGGUUAGACUGUCAUCAAAGAUGAUAAUUUGCAGAAAACACAAGUACAUGAGUUAUUACAGCGGGAAUUUAAUGUUUGUAAUUUGUUGUUAGUAUACUGUCUACGUACAGUGAUGUACUCCAUCACAGUAAUGCCUGUUCUACUGACAUUUUAUUACUUUCUCAGGGUUUUGCUUUUGGUGUGUUUGUGCCAUCAGAAAUUAUUCCAAUCAAGUGGAUGAAGGUAUUGUGUUUUCGGAUAAAGUAAUUGGAUAGACAAAAAGAUAUAUUCACAUUUGCUUGCAGCAGGAAAACAAAAACACACACACACACAGAGAGAGAGAGAG